UUGGACUUAGUUGACGAUUGUGACCUCACACCUCUGCUAAUAUCUGCCUUCUACGGACAUAUUGAUUGUGUUUGUGCACUUCUGGACUAUCCCUGUGACGACAUGACUGAGAUUGCUGCAUCGGACGUUCCUGAUGAAGGUGAUGAAGGCGGCCAAGAGCAGCUAUCUACACACCAACAGGAAGGUGAUCACUCCCCCUCUAAUUCCUACUCCAUCUGCCUUGUGAAUGUGUUGAAAACUGCUGCGAUGAAGUGGUACUUUCGAUUAGAUGGAUCCAAUACUCUCGUGAUUCGAUCAAUGCGUCAGAAUCUUGGCAAACACUUCAUUGGAGCCUCUUUCAACUGUCUGCAUUUAGCUAUUUUAACUGGAAAUGUGGAUCUGCUUGAAUGCCUGUUGACCUACGUGAGGGAAGAUUCUGAGGUUUAUGGUGGUUGGCUUUCCGAAGCUCUUCUCUCACAGAAAAGUGGGGAUUUGAGCUCGAAGUGGGUGGUUGAGAAUCCAGAACCUUUGGCUAAUUCGGAUUCCGCGGGAUUGCUCUGCUCUCCUGUCGGUUUGGCCUGCUGCCUGGAUGAUGUCGAUUGUGUGGACCAGUCGUUAAUAUCAGAUAUACUUCAUCUCCUCUCCACGGUCCAAAAUCGUAAAUCUUCUUCAUCGAACAAGCUUCUGCACUACCUUCUUGAUCGUCAACGCUUCCACCUUGUUGGCGGUGUUCUCUAUCAACAAAAGUGGGGAGGUAAUCACAACAUCAUCGAUUGGUCCAAUCGACGGCUAUACGAGCAUCUUUCAGCGGAAAGUCGCGAUCCAGAAGUCUUCUCUACUCUCGUCAGUGACUGGCUCUCUUGGUCCCCCUUGGAUACCAUCACGAAGCUGACUUUGUCAAAUAAUGCUCUCUGCUGUCUUCCAAUGUGUCUUUUAACCCAAUUGCCGUCGCUGGAGGAGCUGGAUUUAAGCCGAAAUUUGAUAACGGAAUUGCUCAGUCAGUCUCAACUAGAAGAAUAUGCAAAAGCCUUGUCGAUCACUGUUCUAGCGCCAAAUUUGACUCGAUUAGAUCUUUCAAACAACUCUCUUUCUGCAAUACCCCCUUGGAUAUUCGGCACGAUAGGUGCAAAAUCGAAUCCCACAUUUGCUCCCCGUCUCUCGAUUCUCCGUCUUUGUGAGAACAAACUGCAAAGUGUCCCUCGACAAAUGUGGUUAGCUAGAAGACUUCAAUGUCUGGAUUUGAGUGCAAAUUCAAUAGGGAAACUACCCUGUGCAACGGUUGAGGAAAUACUCAGUGCUGCUUCACUUCGAUUGGAUUCUUCGGAUGAAACUGUAGAUUUAACCUCGGAGAGAGCUAUUUCCUGCCUUCCUAUAAUACCAAAUGGUGUUAAAGUUAUGACAUUGCUGAAAUCGGAUAAGGACCUAGCUAUUCCCAGCUCCUCCUCCGUAUCGGUCAGCAAUCUGACUACUACCAUAAACCGUCAUCAUUGGACUGGCGGUCUUUUGCACCUCUGGUUGCAAGGAAAUCGUCUGGUUCGCCUUCCUCUCUCAGAAAUUCAGCCGAAUACUAGCCGAAGGUCCUCGCACGAAAUGCGCUCCGUAGACGUGGGACUGCAUCUUCUGGCGCCUGCUUUGACUAGUUUAGAUGUUUCUGGAAAUCAACUGUUUGGUCCUUUACCACCACCCUCGAGAUUUCCGCCCAAUUUAGGUGGCAGUGGUUUGUCAGAUACCCAUCUCUGGUUUCCAGAACUCACUAGCUUGGAUCUCUCUGGCAAUGUCGAGCUCAAAUCUUUGAGUCCAUCUGUGUGUCGUCUUGAGAAAUUGUCUUCCUUGGAGUUGGACGGUUGUUGUGCCCUAGCGGAGCUUCCAUCGGAUCUUUGGCGUCUUUCAAAGCUCAAAUCUUUGACUCUCUUCAACACUCCUGCCUAUGAUAAGUUGGUUCAUGAUAUUCGAGCUGAAGAAGUGGUUCAACGACAACGCCACAAGCUCCACCAACAACAUCGUGGAAAGGGCUCCCGUGGUCGGGGGUUUCAUGUGCCUAUUUCUCCAAUUACUUUGUCAAAAUCGGCAGACUUGCCAAUCCUCAAUACAAAGACCAUUCUGGAACAUCUUAAGUCAUUACCGAGAAGCUCUAAGCCCUACGACAAAGUCCGUUUAAUGUUGAUCGGUUCUCGUAGUGUUGGCAAAACCAGUCUGUUGAGAGCCCUUCUUCGCUGUGAAGAUCAAGAUCAAAGUAUUGUAGAAUCGGAGAAUCCUGCCCUUUUGACUAUCACCCCACUGCGAAUCACCCGAAAAUGCCCCUCCGAUCGACCCAUAAAUGAGUGGACAGAAAGUGUUGAAUUUGGCGUCUGGGACUUUCAAACCCCCUCCGGAAGAGGAGAUGAAGCUGAGGGUGUUCUUUCUGCUGUUCAGCAGUUUCUCAUGACAAAGAGCACCAUUUAUGUAGUGGUCUGGAGUGCCACAGAUGCUCCAGACGGUUUGCACACUUUAGCAAAACACUUGGUUGACAUUCAGACUCGAGCUCCCAAUGCGCCGGUUGCUCUUGUUACUACUCAUGAUGACCUUCCUUCUUGCAUGGCCUCCAAUGUCUCCGAAAUUAUCGAUCGAUGCUUUAUUCACUCAUCAGAUCCUUCAGCAAUGGGUUUCUCUCAACAGAUUUUCGGUCGCUUUAAUAUUAAUCCCACCGAUCUUAAUGAUUACAACAAUCUGAGCGAGAUUCAUCAACUUGCUACUAGCAUUCAUUCAGCUGCUAAUUUACUUAAGCCGCCUUUUCGAAAACCACUGAUCGGAACAAAAUAUGAGCCCGGUCGUCAAAGAUUUCUUAGCUACUCUGUUCCUUUAGUCUACCAUGAACUUGAAGGUGUUAUUCGUGACCUUGCGAAAGACCUUCGUGUUGCUGGGAUACCACCAAUAGUAAGCUUCGAGGAUUUCGUGAAUGAAGUGAAUAUUCGGUUUCAUGAGACAAGUACUUCCAGUGGUUUGGAGAGUGAAGAAGUGAUUCGUUCAGCCCUGAUAUUUCUUCACGAAGUUGGUUUUCUACAGUACUUUGCCAACCUCUCGCAAGCCAUUGUGCUGGAUCCCCUUUGGCUCUGUGAUCUUCUGCUUCGAUUGCUCAUAAGUGGCACUGAGGUUCAAUCGAUUCGAGCAGGAGUCCUGAACCUUUCCCGACUGAAGGAUUUGCUAAUAUCUUCAGACAUACAAAGUGUCCCUGUCGCGCCUGAGAAGUCUGAGGAUAUCGAUCGAUUUAUGCACCGAUUUCAACAUCUGGAAGUAUCUUUCGCUAUGACUUAUCUUGUCGGCCUCCUGGGGAAAUUCGAAUUGGGAGCUCCUUUAGACUCUCAACAUCUUUUAGUUCCUGUUCUUCUACCCAUGAGAAAACUGGCAGAUUUUAAUUGGAAGAUUUCGGAUGCUCCUAAUCGUCAGAUUAGGAUAACUCCGUUAAAUACUGCUGAUACAAACCAGAGACAAUCAGGUAUUGAAGCAUUCCUGAAAGAUUCUGAUCCUUUGGAUUGUUCUGUCUACACACUUCCACGAGGAACUCGACCGAAGAAAUUUAUAGAACCACAACUCCCUCCACCGAUAGCUGAGGAUUCGAGUGAAUCGUCUGCUUCAUCCAUGGAGUCUUCAAAGAAGCAUGGCAUUUUCGCCAAAUUGGCGUCAAAUCUUGUUCCCAAGGCCCUUCGAGGUCAUAAACACAAGACCACAGGGAGCAGUGUCCCCUCACCGUCGAUUGUUUUCGAUCGGGGAGACAAACUGCGCCAAGCGGCAUUUCGAAGAGGGAGUGCUUUACCUCCAGAUCACCUUCAGGUGCCAUCUUGGAUAUGUCAAGCUGCACCAUCCGCACAUGAGGUUCUAAGGGUUUAUGCGCUCUCCUACGUGCCCGCUGGAUUUUGGACUAGACUUAUAACUCGAUUGCUCACUGACUCAGAUCUCAAUGUCAUCUGUGGGCAUCUUUACAACCUAUCUACAGUAGCGCCAGAGUUGCGAGCUAGUCUAUUGAGUUUGGAAAAUCGCUCCUCUUCCACUGGAACUCUUCAAUGCGGAUGGAACCUCUCACGAAUGGGAAUCCAGCUGACUUUGGCUGGAGGAGCUUUACCCGUUUUCACUCUUGAACAAGUUGGAAAUCGUGUCUCUUUCGCCACAGCUUCCAUCGAAGAAACGGAAAUAGCCAUGGAAGCCAACGAAUCAAUAAGGCUAGGUGAUUUUGAUUUGAGAGAAAUCGGACUGGAGAAGGGUGACUCGACCUUUGUAGAUGAAAGGAGUGCUCUUGGAGGACUGGAUGAAGCGGAUUUCAGAGCGUGGAAUCUCUACCUCAUGCGAUUGCCAACUGGUUGUGGGGAGGAGUUUCGGGAACAUUUGCGUGGGGUCGAGGUAGAACAGGCAGAAAAGAGUGGAUUGAUUGUUGAAUCUUUCGAAUCUAGAGUUCUUCUUGUUCAUUUUGCAGAUGACUUCGCAAAGUACUGCCUGAUCCAACUCCACAUGCCUUCAUUCUCAAUUCAAUGGCCUGCUUAUCAAGACCCUUCCAAAAGUGCUCAUGACAAUGGCUUUAGUACUUAUUGUCUACAACCCGACAGACGCAUCCUAACACAAAUUCUAACAAAAAUUGUUCACCAUAUUGACUGUCUAUUAGAGGAUUGGUAUCCUGACCUUGGAACGCGUUUUAGCCAAUCAAAUAACGGGGAAUACCUCAUUCAUCGAGUUAUUCCUUGUACUGAUUGUGUUCAAGAUGCGUCCUUUCGUCUUAGGCAAACGGAAGACCUGAGAGAUGCAGUAUCUUCUCUGGAUAGUGUUUUAAGCGGCGAAAGCAAUGAUAGUCGUGAAUCGGAAAGCGAUUUAGUCAAACAGUUCAAGAAUUCAUCUAACAUCGUGUAUGGAAUUCUCGUGGAGGAAUUGGUCCACUGGCUGUUAACACCAGCUCGCAAUCAAGAGUCCUUGGACCAAGCUACUAGUGUCGAAAUCCUCCCUUGCCCCAUGCACUCACAUACUACUUAUAACGGUAUUUCAGCCCCAGAUUUGUUGUUUGAUGAUGUGAGAACGGAGAUGAGAAUAUCUGGAGGUAAAGCUACUUUAGAGAAGUUUCUUGGUCGUGGAGCUUUCGGUUCUGUCUUUGCCGGUUCUGCUUUCCUUUCUUCCGCCUCUACUCCCAAUGUUCCGGGGCCGAACGAUUCUCUUCUCAAUUUGGUGAAGGUUCCUGUUGGUGUGAAAAUCUUUUCUCCAAUCAAUCCAACGGAAGUUGGCAUCCGACUGUGUGACUGGCAACCAUUCACAGACAAAGUUGAUCUAGAAGAUGAUUCCAAGGGUGUGUCUCUUGAUUCUCGAACCUCAAAAACAGGAACUUCAGAUCUCGGUGUAGCUCUUGCUUUGUAUAAGCAAGAAAAACGUCGAUGGUCGUUCCAACCUGUGGAAUCUUGUUUUACGGCUUAUCAGGAAUUACGAUCGGAGCUGGCUGUUCUUAUGCGAGUUGGCGACGAUGACUCUCCUUUAUCUAUUUGCAAUUACCAAAGUGGGUGUUUCAGUGCCCCACACGAUUCCUCCACACUUCUACGCUCACAUGGCUCCAUCCGAUUAUCUCGCCGUGGAACCCUCAAACGAAGUUCCGCCAAGAGCGCUAACCGUCCAAAGCUCUUCUCCUUCAAUUUUCGAGGACCCAGUGAACAAAUAAUUGCAAGACACCUCUUGACUUACCUUGGAGUUGUGUCGCCAAGACCUCUGACUCUUCUUCUCCCUCUGGCACCCAAGGGGAGUCUCUCUGAUUGGAUGGAGGAAAUGAAGUGCUCCUACGAAAUUGAGGGUGUUUAUCCUGUUCACCAGAACACACUCACGAGUGUAAUUCAUCAGGCUGCUACUGCUUUAGCCUAUCUCCACCAAGUUCGUAUUGUUUAUCGCGAUCUCAAGCCGGAUAAUAUUCUAGUCUGGCAUAUGCCACCUCCAAUCACUUUCAACUCCAAUUUGCCUAAGUCUGGAACACUUCGGAAUUCGUACUCUCACCGUUUGAACCAUCCCUCAUCGGAAGUUCGGGUUGUUUUGAGUGAUUUUGGUGUUAGUCGAUGGCGAGCAAGCUUGGAUGGUUGUCGUGGAUAUGUUGGAACUCCUGGUUUCAUGGCGCCUGAAGUUUUAGCCAGCUUGGGUGAGGACACUUAUACUCACAAGGUGGACAUAUACGCUCUGGGUAUUUUGAUGUCAAGUAUUGCUACGUUUCAAUUACCAUAUCACGGAUUCACAAAUCUUCGUUUUCAACUUAAUCAGCAUAUCCUAUCUAGAGGUCGACCUGAUAUACCAGCAAAGAUCAAAUCCCAUUGUUCUAUACCCUAUCUGGAUCUCAUGAGUCUUUGCUGGUCUCACGAACCUCAGCAACGCCCGGAAGCCUCAUCUAUUGUCAAGGUCACACAGAGUACUCUCCCACCACCUCACCUGUCAACUCCCCCUUCUACCAUUUCUCUGGAUUCUGGAAAUCGUCGAUGUCUUAGGCAGACAGGUUUGCCAAUGACAGUUGACACAGGUUUCGGUCAAAUUCGCAAUGUUAUGCGCGUGGAUGCUGUUGAGGUGGUAACGUGCGCUGUGAUAGACUCCGAGGAUCGUAUUUGGAUUGGCGGCUACAGCUCGCAAACAGAUUCGGAUGGUCUAAACAUUAGCGGGGACGCUUUUUUUUCGCGAUCGACUUCCAGCAAUCGCAUUGGACGACUCUUUGCACUGAUGGCGGAUGGAACGACAUCUCAAUGUGUCCUUGCCUGCUCGUGGUUUCAUCGUAAUUAUGAAGAUUGUGAUCAUUUACCAAAGCCAUCUCCACUGCCUAUAAAUUUGCUUGGCGAGGGUUAUCCUGUCGCUGUGGCUGUCGAUGAUGGUGAUCGUCUAUGGUGCGUGGACUGUGUUGGCCGAUUAAUGAUCUUCAGUAUAUCAACGCUGUCUCUCAUAGCCAGCACCUCUUUGUUGAAAGGAUCUCAUAAUCCCAUGGAUGGUGACUGCAUUUUGAUGUUUCCUGCUGAUAAGUACACAAUGAUUCUCAUUUUCUCUACUGGUUGGAUAUGCUCUGUCCAUCUGACACCCGAAACUCCUAACUCUGCAUCAGCGAUUCUUGUACCCUGGCAUUUGAAUACACUUCACCAAAACAGACGAAUCAAACAAUCCUCAGGCUCGUGUCUCUACCUUUGUGGUGCAAGGCAAAUAUUUUACGGUUUCAGUUUUAUUUGGCUGGGAGGAACAUCCAACAACUUAGCAGAAUAUCAACGACUACCCAAUACAGAAGCUUGGCAGCAAACUUCCACAUGGAAAGCCUCCAUAUCAAAUGACACAGAAAUUGGUCCGUUGCCAUUAACAACAAAAAGGCCAUCAAGUGCACCUCACGGCUGUGGACGCCUUUGUGAUAAAUCACCAGCUGUCACUUGCAUUACUUCAAGUUGGAGUAUAGGUGCCGACGAGCGAUGUCCACAGAGGGUUUGGACUUCCUCUUACCCAGUUGGCGAAAUCGUUUGCUGGUCAGUUCGAACCCGGGCUCCACUACAAUCCAUCAAGCUCGAUUUUGACGGUGGAAACCUCCACGUUCAAGACAUCACUGCCACUGAUUUUCCUGACAUUGUUUCUUCGAUUGGAAGUGUCGAACAACUUCUCUUCACUGCUAAGCAUGGUUUCCUUUUGGUGGGUACUUCACGAGGUGCGCUGCUCAAAAUUCUCUGGCCGAUUUAUGAUGACAAAACUGGGGGCAACAUCGAUGCUGAUGACGACAGUUGCUCAGAUGUGUCCUCUCUUUCAUCUGGAAGGUUGGCAUCCAACCGCACAAUCACUGCUCGAGUUUUGAGGCUUCAUCGUGGACCUGCCGAGCGGUGUUUCAAUCUCCUUUCUGAGCAUCGGAGUCUGGGACGAGGAUUUAUCCAUCCAAUUUACAAGUGCCUUGAAGAUGUUGCACGAAGUGAUGUCGCCAACUAUGAGUGUGGAUACUUCUUUAUCUCCCUUUUACCGAAAGAUGACGAUUUUGAUUACGGCUGUGAUACCAAUGAUUAG
This is a messenger RNA of Rodentolepis nana, 7974 nucleotides long. The record is from the annotation of a GenBank genome assembly. NCBI's taxonomy places the organism in Eukaryota, Metazoa, Platyhelminthes, Cestoda, Cyclophyllidea, Hymenolepididae.